UCAAAGUCAAAAUCUGUCAAAAUUGGUUUCAAAGAGAUUUUUCGGUGAUUUUCGCAAUUGUUUUCAAUUUUUAAUAUUACUGCAAAGGAACUUAAUUUAUCGACGAAAUAUUCACUAAAAAAACUUCAAAAAUGGUCGAUGAUUUGCGAAAAUAUCUAAAUCAUCUAUUGGAGAAGGUGAACGGUCUUCAUUGUAUACUAAUCACCGAUAGAGAUGGGGUGCCUGUGGUCCGCUCUGUUACGGAGAAAGCCCCACAGUUGGCUCUGAGGUCAAACUUCAUUUCCACUUUUGGAAUGGCAACUGAACAAGCAAGCAAACUUGGACUUGGGAGGAACAAGACUAUUAUAUCUAUGUAUUCGAGUUAUCAGGUCAUACAAAUGAACAAGCUACCCCUAGUGAUCACCUUCAUUGGCAGUGACAACUGUAACACGGGACAUAUACUGUCUCUAGAAAGCCAGAUAGAACCUUUCUUGAAGGACCUUGGGACCAUAGUGGCUGAUGCACCAUGAUAUAGCUAUUAAUUUAUAUUUACUAGCCUUAAAAGAAGUGCCCACUAGCCACAAAACUUGCAGAAACUCUGUGCUAUUCAAUUGCACUGAAAUACUUGUAGCAAGUCAAUUUUAUCUUAGUUUUAGUAACUUAGACUUGCAAAAAUUGGCAUUCAUAAUAUGAUAAUGACAGCUGACUUCUGCAAGUUUUAUUGCUAGUGGACACAGAGUGCAAGGGUGUGUUCUCACUAGACAUAUAUUUUGAAGUUUAGAAUUCAAUAAUUCAUCAGAAUCUGGUCACAGCUUCAAAUAACUGUAUUCUUCUACAUUUCUUGUAGCACAAUUUGACACUCAUUCUAUGUCAUUCAUUCAUAAGUCAUAAAGGUGCCCACGCACUCGAACUGAACUGCAACUGAACUGCGCGUCGCUGCAGCGAGCUGCACGAUAUUCUCUCCAGCCGCGAUGCGCGUACCGCGUGGCGCGGCAGUGCACCUGGAGAAUAUAUGCAACUGCAGUUCAGUUCGAGUGCGUGGGCACCUUUAUUCUUCUAAUGGUUCCGAAAGAAAAUUCUACUGAGAAGAAAAGGCUAGAAAGUCUUACAUUUUUUUUUGAAGUUGUCUUUAUGGGUGUCAUGAUAAAAUUUUGUUUUGGUGUGUAGAAACAAUUUUUGUUUUGAAUUAUGUUUAUUGGUAACAUAUCGUCAAGUAUCUAUCUACUACGAAAUUUUUUGCUUCAUCAUUCCUCAUAUGCAUGGCUAGAAUUUGGAAUACUCUUCCGCGACCUGUGUUUCCUACCAAUUAUGAUCCGGGUAUCUUUAAAUCUUGUUUUAAAGAUACCCGGAUUAUAAAUUGGAAAGCCGGCGAUGUAAUAAAUUGAUGAUGUUAAUAGUAUAUUACUGUUCAGGCUGGAAAUAAAUCAAUUGAAGGCCGAGUAAUUUUGGAAGGACAAGGUGAAGCCGAGAAGUGAUUUUUUUUUACGUGUUCAGUUAGUUUUUGGUCGCGUGAGAUAUGAUGAGCGUAAUUAUUUCUGUAAGUAUAAAGUUAUUGAUUACUGAAUACUUCGACCAUUUCAUUUAUUGGAGACCAAGCUAAAAAGUUACGCCACGUUGUCACAGUAUUAAAGACUGCAAAUACCAAUUAUCUUAUUUAAAAUUCUGUGGUGUAAUCUGUGUAAUAUGUUAGACAAGUCAUAAUAAUGAUUUGUGUAUUCAAGAAAUGAGUACCUAUUGUACGCUAAAGCUUCAUUUACGCCAGAGCAACAUACCUAGUGCAACAUUCCGGCAUGCCAUAGGGCCACAUGUUGCAGUGAUCCCAAACAAGUUGUCCAAUCUGAAAUGCAACAUGGUGGUCUGCGUAGGUACAGUCAAAGUACACAAGCCAUGUUUUUGUACUCUUUAGAGUUUAAAAAAGACUCGCUGUCAAGGUUUAGAUCAUCUUCAUGACGGGGGAUACCUCAAAUCUAAACGAGAGAUGAAUAUCCGGGGGGGGGGGGACUUGGGCAGUCUACCCCCCCCCCCCCCCCCCCCAGAUAUCCUCUGCAGACUAUUGUUUCGUAGUAUGUGUUUCAAUAAUUGUACAGCACAAACAUUUUGUCGGCAUAAAAAAAUCUGCCGCAUGCUGCUAGGCCGCGUAGCAUGUCGCAUUGUGGCAUGUUGUGGCUCUGGGGUAAAACAGUCUAAAUCGUGCAUUCAUAGCUGUAAGAAUUGUUUAAUAAAGUUUUUGUCUUCUAGUAAAAAUGAGACAUUAUUUUAAACUUUGUUAUAGUUAUGUAAAUAUAAUGUAAAUAUUUUAUAUGAAUAAAGACAUUGUGCCUCUAGCAGAUCUUGUAGUAUGUCUGAAAAUGCUUUAUAAUAUAUUAUUGCUAAUGU
This is a messenger RNA of Maniola jurtina (meadow brown), 2355 nucleotides long. It is a transcript of the gene Lamtor3, whose product is annotated as ragulator complex protein LAMTOR3 homolog. Gene Ontology annotation, cellular component: Ragulator complex. NCBI's taxonomy places the organism in Eukaryota, Metazoa, Arthropoda, Insecta, Lepidoptera, Nymphalidae. The transcript has 3 exons. Gene Ontology annotation, biological process: positive regulation of TOR signaling; cellular response to amino acid stimulus. The record is from RefSeq and is a predicted model, not a curated record. The coding region runs from base 132 to 509 and encodes 125 amino acids.